Messenger RNA from Trichomonas vaginalis G3, 2061 nucleotides. Its product is annotated as glycine-, glutamate-, thienylcyclohexylpiperidine-binding protein family. Bases 1 to 2061 code for a protein of 686 amino acids. Lineage: Eukaryota; Parabasalia; Trichomonadida; Trichomonadidae. The record is from RefSeq and is a predicted model, not a curated record. The transcript has a single exon. Gene Ontology annotation, molecular function: protein binding. Gene Ontology annotation, cellular component: cilium.
AUGGAUCCAGAAAGUCUUGAUUAUACUAUAGUUAGUUGUUCUAGUGAAGAUCCUCAUUAUCCGAUCACUUCAAUACAGAAUGCUUCAAUUAGAAGUAAUGGUUGGCAAUCACAACAAAAUCCUUCUUAUCCUGUAUCGUUCGUUGUUGAUCUUGGAUCAAAAGCUGAAAUAAAAUCACUUCAAUUCGUAAGCCACCAAUCGAAAAUCCCUGCAAGAGUGGACCUUUCCUAUGGAGAUAACGGUACUUUGUUUAAACCUCUUGGCUCGUUCCAAUUUUCAGAUAAUUCACAGACAGGAUAUUCUGCUCGUGAGCUUAAAAGCGCAAAUCUGUCGAAAGUUUCUACAAGAUUCUUCAAGAUAAGUAUUAGAGGUUGCCAUACAAACGCUAGUAACCCAUUCAACCAAGUAGGCAUCGUAUCAUUAAAGAUACUUGGUAAUGGUGGCCGUCCAGCAUCUAGUCAGCGUCCAACAACGCCUGAAUUAGACCUUGAACAAGAAAUUAACAAAUUAGAAAGACAGAAGGCAGAUGCUGUCGCUAGAGAAGAUUUUUCAGAAGCAAACAAUAUUAAAAUACGUCUUAACGAACUCAAAUCUCAAAAAGAAACUUUAGAAAAUUUGAAAAAGAGGAAAGCCGAAGCUAUUGCAGCUGAAGACUUCGAAAUGGCUCGUAUUGUUAAUGACCAGCUCAAAGCUUUCAAUAAUAAAGACUACAGACCUUAUACAACUCAAGCAAAACCUCGCGAAGAAAUUGUGAAGUACGACAACAACUACAACUCGGCUCGUCAUGAAAAGCAACCUCCAAAGAAUAUAGAGCCACCUCGCGGAAGACAGAUUCCAAACGAUGACGACGAUAAUUCUCCAAUUCCUUCAUCAAAAGACUACGAAUUACCUGAUUCAUUUGAUAAUGACGCUUCUCCUGCUGGCUGCGCCAUUCCAAGAGACUCAGAUGAAUCUCCUCGCCCAGGAAGAUCAAUUCCACGAGAUAACGAUGAUAUUCCACCUCCAGGACGUUCUAUUCCACGUGAUGAGAAAGAUGUUUCACGGCGCGACCACAGGAUUAUCGAACCAGUUGAAGAUGAUGAAGAUCAAGUUCAAGAUCUCGAAGAAGAGCCACCGGAGCCGGCCAAGCCUAUGAAGAAAGGCAAGUACGGAAUGACUAGACCAAUAUUAGGCGGAAAUAUGGACCAAGCUCCACCACAAAAUGAUUAUGAACCAGCAGAUUUAAGCGAAGAGCGACCAAUUCAUCCAGCAGAUGAUUACAAUGAAGAUCCCAAUGGCGGAUUACGUGGAAUUACUGAAGACAGUUCCACUCCGGAUGAAUUAACUCCUGCAUCUCGCCAAGAAGCUUCUCUUUUGAUCUCCAAGUUCGGAGAAGAUGCUGUUGCUAGGUUUUACUCGAAGAACUGGCAGUUGAGAAUCGAAGGCAUCAACAUUCUCGGAAAAAGAAUCAAAGAACUUGGCCAAGUUUCAUGUUACGAAGCAUUUUGCUGUUUCUGCAAGAUUAUGAGAUUUCGGAUGAGUGACACACAAAAAGCUAUUGUCAGUGAUGGAAUACAAGUGAUACAAGACAUCGCAGACACUAAUGUCAUUCAGAACGGAGAUCUCGCAAGGGCAGUACAGUCAAUGCUAGCUCCAAUGGCCACAAGAAUUGGAGGAAAUUCACAACCGAUUUCGGAGGCCGUUUGUAAUUUCCUCGUUUUCCUUUGUUCGAACGGUUGUUCUGACAUUGUUCUUCCUAUUAUUUACGGUGGAAAGAAGAACUCUGCGAACUGGAAGUCCCUUCAAGCAAGGAUAUCUUGUCUCCACGACAUUGUUUUGUUCCUUGGAAUGGAUGCUGCCGAUGGAUUGAGUUUGGACCAAAUGAUGAAGUUGGCCGUGGAAGGUUUGGAAUCUGCAAAAUCUGAAGUAAGAUUGGCUGCAACACAGUUAGUUGUAACAUUGGAAGAAAUGGCUGGAUCUGCUAUAGAAAAGUAUAUCGAAAAAAUACCAAAGAGAACAAGAGAGGAAGUUUCUAAAGCAAUAGAACAAAAUCACCAGAAAAAUCAAAAUGAAGAAAUGUAA